AAGAGAGACUCUGACGUCACCCUGUCCUCGUGCCGCUGCCGGCUGUUGCCUCGCGCACACUCAUCCAUUAAUCCAUCGGUCAACACGUCGGUCAACUGGAACGACUGCAACAGAGAAAGUUCAUGUUGUGACAUUUGACGCUUCAUCCUGAGCUGAGAGCGUCUUUACACGUGGUGACUAUUUCUGCUCUCCAUCCAUCCAUCCAUCCAUCCGUCCGUCCGUCUGUCCAUCCGUCCCCAUGAGUAAUGAUAACCCUCCUCCGUACGUCCCUCCCGUCCCCGGUGGACCUUCAGCUCCCGGCUUCUCUUCAGGUUACAGCUCUCAGCCUGCGACCUUUCCUGGCUCACCGUACCAGACCUUCCCUCAGACCUACACAGGUGGAGGAGACCUCUCCUACUACCAAGGACCGGCUGGACCCCAGGGACCAUACCUGACUCAGCCUGGGUACCAGGGGUACCAGAGCGGCCCCUGGGAGGGCCCUAAAAUGUACGGAGAGCAGCCGAAACACACAGUGUUCGUGGUUGAUCAAAACUAUGACGACGGCGGCGCCGACGGAGCCGAAUCAUGUCUGGCAGGAUGUUCAGCUGCUCUGUGCUGCUGCUGCCUCUGGGACAUGUUGACCCAAAACUUCUGCUGACCUCUGACCUUCACCACCACUGAGCAUCUUCUUUCCCAUCAUGCACCAGGGCCACCAUGAUGACACCAACCUUUGACCUUUUGACCUUCAUUAUUUUAUCCUGUUAGACAUUUGUGUCAAGUUCGGUCAGAAUUAGUGAAUGAAUUCUUCAGUUAUGGCCAAAAACACGUUUGUGAGGUCACAGUGACCCUGGCUUGUGUCCAAUCUGACGUUUGCGCCAAAUUGAAGAGAAAUCCCAUCAAAGCCGUCUUGAGUCACAGGGUUCAGAGGAAUGAGACAGACGUAAAGGCACAGUGACCUUUGACCUUCAAAUUCUAAUCAGCUCAUUGUUAAGUCCAAGUGAAAGUUUGUGCCAAAUUAAAAAAAAAUCCCUUAAGGUUUCUGAGAUGUCGUGUUCACAUGUUCUCAAGAAUGAGAUGGACAAAGUUACAGUGACCUUUGACCUUCAAAAUCUAAUCAGUUCAUCGUUGACUCAAAGUGGACGUUUGUGCCAAAUUUGAAGAAUUUCUCCCGGGAUGUUGACAUAUGAUGUUAAAGAGAACAGGACAGUGUUCUUACAUAGCGGCGGUGGCGGCUCAGAGUCUCACUGACAUUCAUGAUAAAUGUUCCAGUGUUUGAGUCACAGACGCCGUCAGUUUCACUAAUGUGUUUCUCUGUUGUGUGUUUUUCCCCGACCUCCUGAUGAUGUCACACCCCUCUGCCGAUGAUGUGCCUGCACAUGGCGGGUCCUGAUCUCAGACCCUGAUGACAUCAUAAAACUAAAAGUGUAAAUAAAAGUGUUUACAGUC
Molecule: messenger RNA, 1425 nt
Organism: Epinephelus moara (kelp grouper)
Lineage: Eukaryota; Metazoa; Chordata; Actinopteri; Perciformes; Serranidae
Product: cysteine-rich and transmembrane domain-containing protein 1-like
Exons: 5
Coding region: 239-637 (132 amino acids)
Cellular component (GO): extracellular exosome
Source: RefSeq, a predicted model, not a curated record